GGCUGUCAUUGUCAGACACACUCUCAUAUCCUCUUAGUUGUUUUACUGCUGGCCCGAUGCUCAACAAGUCACCCACAGCCCAUUUGUAUUGGAAAUAACUGCUUAGGUGUCUGACUUAUUUGUUUAGCGGGAGUUGGACUGUUCACUGGUUUGCAUGGCACCAACUGAGCAUUUGAAGAUGAUGCGAUUGCUGUUCCUGUGUCUGCUGCUGCUGCUGCCAGCUGCUACUGCUGUUUCAGAAGAGAUUGAAGGAUCAGCUGAUGACGGUCUGGAUGAUGAUGAUGAUGAAGAUUUAUAUAGACAAAGAACAAAUACAGAUCUUGGCGCCACAGCUGCAGAUAAAACUACAGGCGUAGAAAACGCGGCAGAUAACUUCACCGUGAUCGUCAUCGUCGUAGCUGUGGCUGUGUUGGUUCUUUCAGUCGCUGCGAUAGUCACCAUAAUGUUAGUAAGACGCCACGCGCACAAUCGGCAGCAAGGGGUCUACUCCGUGCCUACAGAGCAGGACCAGAAAGGGGCAGUCUAGUUCCUGGUGGAGUAGCAGUCUUACAACGACAGACAAGAGAGGAGCAAUGCACCGGGCUAUGUCAUCUCCUACUCUUCGACUCAGGACAGAUAGACUUCUUUGCACAACAGCCUGCUUCUCACCAUCCAGUACAUUGCUUGCUCCUACAUAAACUCCUAUGAAUACAUAUGCAAUAUAUAUAUAUAUAUAUUUUUAUGUUACACACUUUUGUCUUUGUCCCAGCCAUUUAUACUCCACAUAACAUGCAAUUUAACCAGGGACAUUUGGAACACAUUCAAACCUUCUAAUUGGAUUCUAUUUGAGGAAUCCAAAUCAAAGCCAGUGAAUGUGGCUUAAAGCUUCUUUUGUUAAAAGGGAUGAUUUAGCACAGCCAGAGCUCCCCCCUUUUUUUUACUACCUGAAACAAGAAAUUAUUCCCACCAGCUAUGCAGUGAAACUGUAUUUACGUUUGAUUUGGUGCAUGUGGAACAGACCUGUCUCUGUGAAAUGGUCGAUGAGUGAGACAAGCCAUGCUAAUCCACACUAAGCCAGCCCAGUGCUCACUUCAUUCUCCUAUUCACUUGUCUGACACCUUCUGUUCCUGGCCCAUUAGGAAUGACAGGAGGCAGCGCAAUAGGGAGAUAAAAACCUGUUCCCCCCUCUUGUCAACCUCAGUAAAAAAGAAGUGAAAAUAGCCAGUGUGAACAUCUCCUUGCAAGGCAGCAAAUUAAUCGACCGCCAUGAAUGAUGAUGUUUUCUUUUCCCCCCUCUCUGUUUCGUUUUGAAAGGCUUUCACUUUAGUCCCGCAGAUUGUAAAUACAGUGGCUCUCUGAAUGCUGCAGAGAGUUAGAUUAAUGCCUCACACUGGUAGAAAGAAGCUGGGUGUGAGGGAGGGAUACAAUCUCACGAAUCAAAUAAAGUGUUGGGGAUGAUUGGGGAAAAUACCAACAAUGCUUUUGUUUCAUUCAUACAGAGCAUGAUGGCUUCUCUGUUUUCAUUUAAAUGGAAAUCAAUCAUGCCCUGUGAAAGAAAGCUUUCUAUCCAAGAACCAGAGGCACUGGUUGCCUUAUUUGUUACAAUACAGAAAAGGGAAAUUUCUGUGGCGAAGGUUAACGGGGAAUGAGACAUGCUCCUGUUGGACAUGACAGUAUUUCAGUUGUGGCUUUGAGUAAGCAGCACUGGGAACGGCUACACGGGGUUAAAUGCUGGAUUUGUCAAAGCAGGAUCUCACUUUGCUCUACCACUAAAUCUCGCAGCUAAUCUUGCCACUGGGGACAGGGCUCGGCUCCAGACCAGCCAGACUUGAGAGCAAAAACAAUUGUGGAGUCACGUCCUCUUCAGGGCGAACAGUGGCUGUAGGUCUGAAGCGUCGUCUUAAACAUUACGCAUCCCAGUUUAUUUAACACAAACCAACUGGCAGAUGAUUAUUGUUUGUGCAUUUGUUUUACCGUUCAUAUUUGAGUGCUGUGUGUACAGUGUGUGUUAUUUCUCAAAGCGUAGCAUUGCCCAAUAAGCCUUCAAUAUCUGUCAGCAUUUCAAAGGGAGGACAAUUGGACAAAAAUUGCAGUACAAAACAUUUCAGUUUUUUUUUCUAUGUCUUUGUAGUCAUAUUUACUCACAUUCACUUUUUCUGUCGGACAAACAAACCACAAUGACAACAUUUGAGCAGAGGAUUCUCUUUGUUUGAAUGUAUAAAGUAAACAGACUUGUGCAAAAACCCAAAGAGAAAUGCAGUGUUUGGUUCAGACUGCUCCGCACAUGAUGUGACCAAACGCUGCACAGUUAUUCCCUCCUAUGCAGCCUCUCUGCUGUGACACUACUGAUGCAGAUGUAACAAAUGUAGAUGUUGAGCUUUUCUAUCUCUCUCAAUGGCAUGUAUGUGGAAGAAGUUAUACUUUUUUUUACCCCCUUUUUUAAACUGGCUGAUUGUCUUUCUAUGCAGGCUGAAGUAUGGUGUCUCUGAGAGCUCAAUGCACUGCAACUUAAAGGAACAGUUCACCCCAAAAUCAAAAAUACAUAUAUUUCCUCUUACCUAUAGUGCUAUUUAUCAGUCUAGAUUGGUUUUGCAUGAGUUGCUGAGCUUGUGGUGUUCACAGCACCAAAAAAUGCAUUUGAAAUCAUGAUCUGAUUACUCAAGAUAUCCACAGACCUUGUUGUGAGCAGAGGAGAACUAUUUUCUUUCUACCGAACUACACCCGCCAACCACAUCAGCGUGCAGAAGCAAGUGUGCAUCUACUGCUAGCCCACCUAGCACCAAGUACGAUGCCAUUCAUGUUUACAUCUCGGUCUGUCAAAAGCACAAGCCUCUAGUCCAUGAGUAGAUGCUCGCUUCCUUCUGCACAGUGGUGUGGUUGGCGACUAUAGUUCUGUAGAAAGAAAAUAGUUCCUACAUGAAACUGCUCACAACAAGGUCUGUGGAUUAUCUUGAGUAACCAGGUCAUGAUUUCUGGAAACAGACAUUGCUGUUGAGUUUUUCAAAUGUAUUUUUGGUGCGUUGAGCAGCACAAGCGGAGUGCCAUCUUAUUCCAUUAGAUUGGAGAGAAGACACACAUCUCUAUAACUGAUGCCUCUAACACCAAAACAAUCUAGAUUGAUAAAUAGCGCUACAGGUAAUAGGAUUUUGGAUUUUGGGGUGAGCUGUCCCUUUAAGAAAACACACGCAAAUAGACAAAACAAGCAAAUGAAGACAUCCUCUUGUUCAAUAUGACAACACGCGAGCAGAGUUUUGGGGAAAUAAAUGCUGGAAAUACAGACAACACAAAAAAAAAAAACACACAACAGAGCUAAAUAUAGAAACAUGCUGCAAAUAAAUGCAAGUUCUGUACAACUUGCAGCAUUUCAGCAGGCUACUGUAUUUGGUUGUUUUUUGUUUUUUUCCUAAACGUACAAGAUCCUUUCUCCAUUUGCUUAUGUUUUAUCUAGUUGCACGCGUUUUCCAAAGCUGCACUGUGUAGAGCCUCCAGAGCCACCGUACUAAAGGCAUGGUCUGACCUUAUGCAAUUUUUCUAGCUUUUAAUAUAUAACAUAUUGUAAGUAUUUACAGAGUUACUAACCUAUAUAUUUGUAUUGUUACUCUUGAUGGAAAAUGUAUUGUAUUUGGCUAAAUGGUCUUUUCUAUACUUGUUUUUAAAGGGUGGUUCUUAUCUCCAUUGUUCAUUUAUAAAUUUUAUUUGUGUAAAAAAAACGUUGCGGCAAGUGGGAGUCUGUUUUUUUGCCAAAAACCCUUAUGUAAAAUAUUUGUAUUUUAGUCAUAUUGUAGCAAAAAAAGUUUAAAUUUGGACUUCAUGUUAAAUGCACAUGUCCAUAUGUACCUGUGUAUCCAGAUUAACCCUACUGUAUGUGUAAUUUAUGCAAAGGGCACUUAGAUUGUUUUCUCAUUGUAUAAUUAUUUGCAAAGUAUAUAGUACAUAACCUUAUAUCUCCCAAGAAAACAGUUGCAGUCAGCGAUUGUACACCAUGAAUCAAUUCUGUUUGCACAUCUGCUCUCUCCCUGAUUUUGUUCUGAUAGUAAUUAGAACAGUGAAUACUACUGUAGAUUAUGUAGAACUCUGUGUUGAUUUUGACAUUAAAUCUGUUACAAAAAUUU
Molecule: messenger RNA, 4091 nt
Organism: Epinephelus fuscoguttatus (brown-marbled grouper)
Lineage: Eukaryota; Metazoa; Chordata; Actinopteri; Perciformes; Serranidae
Exons: 8
Coding region: 155-526 (123 amino acids)
Source: RefSeq, a predicted model, not a curated record